Carya illinoinensis is the source of this 1333-nucleotide messenger RNA. Its product is annotated as peroxidase 4-like. Bases 114 to 1094 code for a protein of 326 amino acids. Gene Ontology annotation, biological process: response to oxidative stress; hydrogen peroxide catabolic process. The transcript has 4 exons. Gene Ontology annotation, molecular function: heme binding; peroxidase activity. The record is from RefSeq and is a predicted model, not a curated record. NCBI's taxonomy places the organism in Eukaryota, Viridiplantae, Streptophyta, Magnoliopsida, Fagales, Juglandaceae.
UAGAGAUUAGGUCGAGACCUGCCUCUUUUUCGCAUCUGUCUACCUCUAUAUAAUACCCAUCCCUCCAUGUUCUCGGCAGACCAUUUCCACUACUUCCUAGUUUUUCAAAGAAAAUGGCCUUCUUCAGUACUGUUUCUCACACUUAUUUCACAAUCAUAGCCACAUUUGCUAUUCUUGUGCUCUUCACGGGGAGCUCCUCUGCUCAACUCUCUACAGACUUCUAUUCUAAAAGUUGUCCCAAGGUCUUCAGCACCGUGCAGUCUGUUGUUAAGAAUGCCAUUUCUGUAGAACGCCGCCUGGGUGCUUCUCUCCUUCGCCUCCACUUCCAUGACUGUUUUGUCAACGGUUGUGACGGGUCCGUACUCUUGGAUGACACCGACUCUUUCACAGGUGAGAAGACAGCAGGCCCCAACAACAGAUCCAUCAGGGGCUUCAAAGUUGUGGAUGACAUCAAGGCAGCUGUGGAGAAAGCAUGCCCAGGAGUGGUUUCUUGUGCUGAUAUCUUAGCCAUUACUGCCCGCGACUCUGUUGUAACUCUUGGAGGGCCUGAUUGGGAUGUUAAAGUUGGAAGAAGAGACUCCAAGACAGCCAGCCUUUCUGAUGCCAACAGUGGCGUAAUACCUCCUCCCACUUCCACCCUCAAUAACCUCAUCAAUAGAUUCCAAGCUAAAGGUCUCUCUGCCAAGGAUAUGGUUGCCUUGUCUGGAGCUCACACAAUCGGGCAAGCAAGGUGUAUAACUUUCAGAGACCGCAUAUACAACGAGACAAACAUUGACAGUUCAUUUGCCAAAACCAGGCAGAGUCAGUGCCCAAGGAACACCGGUGGCCGCAAGAAUCUUGCGCCUCUAGAUCUCCAAACUCCUACCGCUUUUGACAACAAUUAUUUCAAGAACCUUCUCGACCAAAAGGGUCUUCUCCACUCCGAUCAGAUUUUGUACAAUGGUGGGUCUACCGAUUCACUGGUUGAAACCUACAGCAAAAAUGACAAGACCUUUGAUGAGGACUUUGUGACUGCAAUGAUCAAGAUGGGAGACAUCGAUCCCCUCACUGGAUCCAGCGGUGAGAUUAGGAAGAACUGUAGGAAGCCUAACUAAUUAAGGGAGAUGAUGAAAUUGAGGAAAAAAUUACUUUGAAUGAGUUGGAUCGAGGAGGGUCGUUUGUUUGUAGACCCAAGUGUUUCUUUUCUCUUGUCUCGCCUUACAAGGGAGGCGAUUUGUUUGUUUGUUUGUAUUAAGGUACUUGAUCGGUUGCAAAUUUAUGUUGGAAGUGUUUCUAUUAUUUAUGUGUAGAAAGCUGUUUUUGGAUCAUAGGAGUAAAGAAUUUCGUUCAAGUA